UCGAACGGUAAAGGAAAACAUCAUGAGGAAACCGCCUAGCCUUGGACCCAAAAAGUCGAUGGCGUGGGUCAGGCACAUGAGACUGAUUACCUGCUUGGCUAUUAGAUUGACAAAUGAUCAUGAAUCAGAAAUCUGAGGCCCAGACCUAAAAGGUUGUAGCGCCACUGAUUUAUACAGUAACACAAAUAUAGAUUAUUCACAAUAUUCUUAACAUGUAACUAAAUAUAUUUUCGAUACGAUUAUUAUUUAAAAAAAAAGAAUAUUUCGAAAUAGUUAUUUCCCAAUUAGAUUGGAUAGUUUAUUGAUCGAUACGUAGAAAAUCGUACUGUUAAACUAAUCAGACAGAUAAGAGAUUUAUGGCAUAUUGUUUAUAACAUCGGUAUUAAUCACAAGAUUACAAUUACUGCGAAUAUGAAACUUUUUAUUUUUUUUAUGAUACUCCUUGUGAAUGGAAUCGACACAAGAAGAAAGAAGAAGAUGAGAGAUUCUGGGGGAAGUCUGGAAACUAAUUCUUAUAAGAAUAUAGAUAUGCGAGGAAGGAUAAGAAAGUCAUUUUUUGUGGCCCACGCACAAGAUAAUUUAGACUCCAAUACAAUAUGUUCCCCAAUAUCAGCGCUGCUACCCAUCGGUAAACUGGCGCUCGGCGCGGUUAACACCACUUUGGAUGAAAUGCUUGAGGGUAUCGGAGUUAUAAGUCAAAAGAAGAUUAAAUCACAUUUUAAACACUUGAUUGCGGAAUUGCGUUAUCUGCCUGGUGUGAAGUUGGACAUAGCUUGCAGACUAUACAUCAGUAACCAGGGCAAAUUAAAAUCUUCAUUUGAAUCUGAUACGAAAGAAAUCUUCAGUUCUAGCGCUGAGAAAGUUGAUUUCGAAUCUCCAGUUAUAACUGCGGACAAGAUUAAUGCAUGGGUGGAGUCCCAAACAGCUAACAUGAUCCACGACAUGAUAUCACCAGAUGAAAUUGAUCCAGAGAUGUCUUUAAUUAUGAUAAAUGCUAUUUAUUUUAAUGGAAAGUGGGAAACGCCAUUUAAAACAAUACAAACGGCGACAUUCCAUACGCCGUCAGAUGUUCGACGCAUAAAUAUGAUGUCUGUAAAUUCGCAUUUCAAUUAUACAGACAGUGCGGCCCUGAAUGCACAGAUUCUCAAACUCCCAUACACCGGUGGAACAGCUGCUCUAGUAAUUAUAUUACCCAAGGCGCGAAACGGCUUGCCGCUUCUCUUACAUCAAAUAAAGCUAGCACCAGAAGUAUUAGACUCGGCCUUAAACGCCAUGUUAGAGCACACAGUGCAGGCUACGAUACCGAAGUUUAGGUUAGAAAGUGAAAUGGAUUUGAGGAAAAUGUAUGAAAAGGUAGGAAUAAGAAAAAUAUUCAAAGAAUACGAAUCCGAUUUAACGGGUAUUGUGAGGGACAAAGUUGUUAUCGUCUCUAAAGCGAAACAAAAGGCAGUCAUUGAUGUGAACGAACGAGGCACUGAGGCAGCGGCUGCGUCUUCAACAAGCAUGGUUCAAAUGGCGUUGACGAAAACCGUCAAAUUCAAGGCUGAUCACCCAUUCUUGUUCAUACUGCUGUCACACACUCAGCAGUUGUUCGCUGGAACCCUCGUGCAUCCACAUACAGCUGGAAAGAGAGGCUAACUGUUAUUUUAAACUGUGACUUGUAUAAAAUAUAGUUUCAUGUGAUAUUACAUAUGCAUAAAGAAGGCUGUGUUUGUCUGUAUUUGAUUAACUUAAAAACAAAAUAUUCAAAGGCCAGCAACGCUCUUGCGAACCUUCUGAAAAUGUCUGUAUCACUUAACAGGUAAGCCUCCAGCCCGUUUGCACCCGUCACUUUAAUAAUAAUAAAAAAAAACUAUCGAAUUCCGAAUGGAAAUGGUUUAAAUUUAUUAUUCAUUAUGUUUUUAUGUACUUGAAAUAUAUUUAUUUAUUUACACUUCGGUACCAUAAUAUAUAAAAUCAUACAUAUAAGAAAAUCGAUUAUUUCUAGGUUCUAUAAAAGAAAUUGCCAUUAACUAUUAUACAGGCUUAACUAUUAUACAGGUCUACAGGUAUUAUACAUUCAAAAUAAUUUACGAUUUAUGACAUAAUAUGCUACAUAUUAACAACAUUAUUCUACAGGAUAUGUAAAUUAUUGAAAUAAACAUAUGUUUGAAUUGA
Molecule: messenger RNA, 2157 nt
Organism: Pieris brassicae (large cabbage white)
Lineage: Eukaryota; Metazoa; Arthropoda; Insecta; Lepidoptera; Pieridae
Product: antichymotrypsin-2-like
Exons: 9
Coding region: 412-1638 (408 amino acids)
Molecular function (GO): serine-type endopeptidase inhibitor activity
Source: RefSeq, a predicted model, not a curated record